Molecule: messenger RNA, 1787 nt
Organism: Helianthus annuus (common sunflower)
Lineage: Eukaryota; Viridiplantae; Streptophyta; Magnoliopsida; Asterales; Asteraceae
Product: probable serine/threonine-protein kinase PBL21
Exons: 7
Coding region: 382-1491 (369 amino acids)
Biological process (GO): protein phosphorylation
Molecular function (GO): protein kinase activity; ATP binding
Source: RefSeq, a predicted model, not a curated record
GUAGCCAUUGCCGCUAAAAGCGGACAAACUGAAGCAACAGCAGACGUUUUACUGACACUAUUUCUCUACACUAGAUCCCAAAAAUAUCCCAUAGUCUUUCAUUUCAUUUUCAUCUCAGAUUUUUCUUCUUUUCUAUCACAAUUUGCCUUAAUUUAAUCUCAAUUUUCCUGUAAAUCCAUUGGUUGAUUCAACAUUUUGUUUUGAUUUCAUUCAAUGCCGUGUUGAUUCGGUAGAUCUAGCGUUAGAUUUCGUUAACUGUGUGCAAUUCCCCCAAAUUUUCUCUGACUUAGGGUUUCUGAAAUCUGUUAGAGAGAGAAGAAACCUUAUCCAUUGGAUAUAUGAAUUUGUGAGUCUGUUGAAAUUACCGUUAUUCUGUUACAGAUGACUUGUUUUUCUUGCUUGAAAUAUCACUCUGAAGAUGUUAACAACUGUGAUGGUGGUCAUGGAAAGGGAAGGAGGACAUACAAGGAUGUUACUGUUACUGAUUCUAUGAGAGGAAAAGGUGCUGCAUUGUCUAAUCAGAGGGCUAAUGUGGCUAGAAGCUUUACUUUUCGUGAGCUUGCUGCAUCCACACAGAACUUCCGCGCUGCAAAUUUAAUCGGAGAAGGCGGAUUUGGAAGUGUUUAUAAGGGCCGUUUGGAAUCCGGAAAGCUAGUAGCCGUAAAAAAGCUUAACUUGAAUGGAUCUCAAGGGAACCAAGAAUUCAUAGUGGAGGUUCUUAUGUUAAGUCUUCUUCGCCACUCAAACCUUGUCACAUUGAUCGGUUACUGCACAGAUGGCGACCAGAGACUUUUGGUUUAUGAGUAUAUGCCACUCGGUAGCCUCGAAAGUCAUCUUUUCGAUCUAGAGCCUUACCAGGAGCCGUUGGAUUGGCAAACAAGACUAAAGAUUGCGGUCGGUGCAGCUCGCGGUCUUGAAUAUCUACACUGCAAAGCAAACCCGCCCGUAAUUUAUCGUGAUUUGAAAUCAUCAAACAUAUUAUUGGACCGUGACUUCAAUCCAAAGCUUUCGGACUUUGGGCUUGCUAAAUUGGGCCCUGUAGGUGACCACACCCAUGUGUCAACUCGAGUUAUGGGUACAUAUGGUUACUGUGCUCCCGAUUAUGCAAUGAGCGGUAAACUUACUAUAAAGUCUGAUAUUUACAGCUUUGGUGUUGUGCUGCUUGAGCUCAUUACCGGUCGUAAAGCAAUUGAUAUGAGUAAAAAAGCUGGAGAACAGAAUUUAGUUUCAUGGGCGCGCCCGUUUUUGAAAGACAGGAAGAAGUUUGUUCAGUUAGCUGAUCCGUUACUGCAAGAUCGGUUCCCAGCGCGUUGUAUGCACCAUGCGGUUGCCAUAACUGCAAUGUGUCUUCAAGAGCAAGCAAACUUCCGUCCAUUGAUUGGUGAUAUUGUUGUUGCUCUCGAGUACUUAGCAUCUCAAGCUGAAUUUUCUGAAAAUUCUCACCCAUCACCCUCAAAGAUAGAUAAUGACCAUAUUGCCCCUGCAAGAUGAACCGAAAUGUCGCAUUGCUGAGAUUUUAGUUACUGAAAGAUUCAUUAUUUGCAAAUAGGAUUCACACUAUUUUAAAUCAUAAGGGUUGAUGCUUGUGCUGGGAUGGGUAUAAAAGUCAAACACCAUGUAUUUUGUGAGUAGGUAGAAUAUUGUUAUACAGGUAAAAGGGUAAAGAUUUCAUUUUGUAUGAGCAGCCAGCAGGUAUUUUCAAGUAAAUUUAUUGUCAUUUGUAUCUAAAUAUGUAAUUAUAGUUUGGUGUUCUUGAUUUGUUUAAGAUAAAUGUGUUGCAUGUGGUU